UUCCAGAUGGCAGGUCGCCGGUGGGCCGCGACGCCAGCCCUCUGCGUGUGCGUGGCAGCCGUCUCCCUCCUGCACGCCGGCGGGGUGCGGGCGGACUGCUGGCUCAUCGAGGGGGACAAGGGUUUCGUCUGGCUGGCCAUCUGCAGCCAAAACCAGCCCCCCUACGAGUCCAUCCCCCAGCAGAUCAACAGCACCAUCGUGGACUUGCGGCUGAACGACAACAAGAUCAAGAGCGUGCAGUACGCCUCGCUCAGCCGCUUCGGCAACCUGACAUACCUCAACCUGACGAAGAACGAGAUCUCCUACAUCGAGGACGGUGCCUUUUCGGGACAGUUCAACCUCCAGGUGCUGCAGCUGGGUUACAACCGACUGAGGAACCUCACUGAGGGCAUCCUGCGGGGCCUGGGGAAGCUGGAGUACCUCUAUCUCCAGGCCAACCUCAUCGAGUCCGUCACCCCCAACGCCUUCUGGGAGUGCCCCAACAUAGUGAACAUUGACCUGUCCAUGAACAGGAUCCAGAGACUCGACAGCAACACUUUUAGGGGCUUAAACAAGCUCUCUGUCUGUGAACUCUACAGUAACCCCUUCUACUGCUCCUGUGAGCUCCUCGGCUUCCUGCAAUGGCUGGAGGCGUUCACCAACAUGACACGCACUUAUGACCGGAUGCAGUGCGACUCCCCACCGGACUACAUGGGCUACUACUUGUUAGGCCAAGGCCGGACUGGCUACCGCAAUGCUCUGAGCAUGCUCUCGUCCCUUUGCACCGGUGGCUCCUACACUGUGAUCCCUCGUUUUAUCCCUCCCCGCUACCAAGUGACCACAGCACCCUCCGAGAGCCCGUGCUCUGAGGAGGAGUGCUCCUCCGGUGACGGCACCACCCCACAGUUCUCCCUCUUCACGCCCAUCGGCGAGACAGAGGUGCGCCCUAACAUCCAGGUGAAGCACCUCAACCACAACUCGGCCGUCCUCACCGUGCAGAUCCCCUACCCCUUCAGCAAGAUGUACAUCCUCUCCCAGUUUGAAAACGGCUUCUCCUCCAUGAUCACCAAGCUCAGGAAGAAGGAGGAGAACAUCACCGUGAGCAACCUAGUAGCACAAAGAGAUUACACCUACUGUGUGGUCUCUGUCCACCAAUACUCCAAGUACAACCACACCUGUGUCACCAUCACGCCCACCAGACCCAACCGCAAGGAGCCGGUGCCCACCCCUUCCACUGCCACCCAUUAUAUCAUGACAAUCCUGGGCUGUCUCUUUGGCAUGGUGAUCGUCUUGGGCGUCGUGUAUUACUGUCUCCGAAAGAGGCGCCAGCAAGAAGAGAAGCACAAAAAGGCUGCCGGCAGCAUGAAGAAGACCAUCAUUGAGCUGAAAUACGGGCCAGAAAUGGAGACCACCAGCAUCACCCAGCUGUCCCAAGGACAGAUGCUGGGCGGGGAGACGGUGACCCGCAUCCCCUACCUGCCUUCCGCUGGAGAGGUCGAGCAGUACAAGCUGAUCGACAGCAGUGAGACCCCCAAGGCUACCAAGGGCAACUACAUGGAGGUGAGGACAGGGGAGCAGCCUGAGAGGCGAGACUGUGAGCUGUCCCUGCCACCGGACACCCAGAGCUCCGUGGCCGAGAUCUCCACCAUUGCCAAGGAGGUGGACAAGGUGAACCAGAUCAUCAACAACUGCAUCGAUGCCUUGAAAUCUGAGUCCACCUCCUUCCAAGGGGUGAAAUCGGGGGCAGUUUCCACAGUGGAGCCUCAGCUGGUGCUCUUAUCAGAGCAGAUCCCCAGCAAGCACGGGUUCCUCUCCCCUGUCUACAAGGAAAGCUACAACCACCCCCUCCAGCGGCACCACAGCAUGGAGGCCGCCCCCAAACGCUCCAGCACCUCUUCCAGCGGCUCCAUACGGAGCCCCAGGUCCUACCGCUCCGAGGGAUCGGGCCACAAAUCAGAAGCCAAAUACAUCGAGAAGACGUCCCCCACCACUGACACCAUCCUCACUGUGACACCGGCCGCGGCCAUCCUGCGGGCGGAGGCGGAGAAGAUCCGGCAGUACAGCGAACACCGGCACUCGUACCCCGGCUCGCACCAGGGGGAGCAGCACGACAGCAUGGCGGGGCGAAAGCCCUCCAUCCUGGAGCCUCUGACCCGUCCUCGCCCCAGAGACCUGGCCUAUUCCCAGCUCUCGCCCCAAUACCACAACCUGAGCUACACCUCCAGCCCCGAGUACACCUGCAAACCUUCGCACAGCAUCUGGGAGCGCUUCAAACUCAACCGCAAGCGGCACAAAGACGAGGAGGAGUACAUGGCAGCCGGCCAUGCCCUACGCAAAAAGGUCCAGUUUGCCAAAGACGAGGAUCUUCACGACAUCUUAGACUACUGGAAGGGCGUCUCUGCCCAGCAAAAGUCCUGA
Cygnus atratus (black swan) is the source of this 2397-nucleotide messenger RNA. It is a transcript of the gene ELFN1, whose product is annotated as extracellular leucine rich repeat and fibronectin type III domain containing 1. Gene Ontology annotation, cellular component: plasma membrane. The record is from RefSeq and is a predicted model, not a curated record. Bases 7 to 2397 code for a protein of 796 amino acids. Lineage: Eukaryota; Metazoa; Chordata; Aves; Anseriformes; Anatidae. Gene Ontology annotation, molecular function: protein binding. The transcript has a single exon.